AUGGUGAUAUCUUGUACACAGCUGGUGAAAGGCGAAGAACGAGAAGGUACACUGGGUGUGAUAACCGAGGCUGUCGUCAGACUACACGCACGACCAGCGUGUUUGAGUGCAGCCAUAUGCUCAUUUCCAACUGUACAUCAAGCAGUCGACGCUGUUGUGGCC
Messenger RNA from Anisakis simplex (herring worm), 162 nucleotides. NCBI's taxonomy places the organism in Eukaryota, Metazoa, Nematoda, Chromadorea, Rhabditida, Anisakidae. The record is from the annotation of a GenBank genome assembly.